Messenger RNA from Ixodes scapularis (black-legged tick), 3370 nucleotides. Its product is annotated as E3 ubiquitin-protein ligase LRSAM1. Gene Ontology annotation, molecular function: protein binding. The transcript has a single exon. The coding region runs from base 121 to 2259 and encodes 712 amino acids. NCBI's taxonomy places the organism in Eukaryota, Metazoa, Arthropoda, Arachnida, Ixodida, Ixodidae. The record is from RefSeq and is a predicted model, not a curated record.
CAGCGAUUUCUGCAACUUGGGAAGCGAUGGCGACGUAUGUUUUAUGCUGGGUGAACAGGAAACUUUAUUGACGUUACCAAGGUCUGAAUUAUAUUUUUGUUGUGUAUCGCUCGCACCUGCAUGUCCGGUAUCGAAGAGCCAGCAGACGCGGGCAUGCCGUUGUUCAAGUGGUCGAAGGUAUCUGGUGAUAUUCGGACGAAGUUAGAACGCAAGCUCUACCUCGCCCAGGAAAACCCGGAGCCCGUUUUCGACUUGUCGGAGUGCUCUCUGUCUGACGUUCCGUCAGGUGUUUUCUCGAAGUGUCGCGUAUUUCGAAAAACGACGCUGCUGCUGCACGACAACAGGCUUUCGUCGAUCAACGGUGGUGGUCUGUUGAAGGACCUCGGCGAAAUCAUCGUCCUCGACUUGCACGCGAACAAACUGUCCUCUUUGCCCGACGACUUCGGCUUGUUGAAAUGCCUAAGCGUGCUCGAUCUCGGCGGCAACGCUCUCAAAAAGCUUCCCGGAAGCUUCGCGAUGCUGUUGCUGCUGGAGUCACUCAACCUGAGCGAGAACAAGUUCAAGGACUUCCCGUCUCCCGUCGUGAAACUUAGGAGGCUACAGAAGUUGAACGUCAGUCGGAAUGCCAUCAGCAAACUGCCGGUGGAUUUUCACGAACUGAAAUGUUUGCAGGCGCUAACUUUGGACGCGGAAAAAUACACGUUCCCUCCAGCAAAUGUCUGCGAGCAGUCGCUGGACACCAUCAUGCAAUUUCUGUGCGAUUCAGCGGGUGUCUCGUUCAGUCCGUCUAGCGAUUUUCUAGACCAGUCUUCUGACGUCAUGGAUGCGGUGAAACCAGCAACCUAUCCCGAGCUGGAGGCAGAAGACCAGUACAAGCAAUUCGAAGAAAGAAAAGACAAGCGGCGUUUAGAGCUUUUAGAUAUGGAGGCAAGGCUCAGAGAUACCAUGGCCAGCCAGGCGACGAUAACGGAAGACACGCAUAAACGAAAGCGACAGCUUCUUCUCGAAAUUGCUCGCGAGCAGGAUGUCCUCGAGGACGCCAUAUUGAACAUUCAGAGCAAGAAAGACACGGAGAAACAAAAGCUGUUGUCCCUCCUGGCACAUUUGGAGGACCACUCUGCGGCACUGAUCCAGCAGAUAUCGAACGAAGCCCGGUCUAAAAACUCGGAAGCCCGUGCGCGGGCACUGGAGCAGGAGCGGCUUGAGAUGGAGGAACUCUUCAAUUGCCAGCAGACGGAAACGGAUUUCAUCCGCCGCAGAGAGGUCCUCAGCUCUAUGGCAGAGGUGCUGCAGCAAGAGGAACGACAGAGACUCUACAGGCAGGAAAGGGAAAGUAUGGCAAAAGACAUCCAUGAAGAGGAAGCGGUGACUGACCGACUGCUUCAAGACGCAAUGAGCACAAAAGGAAAAGAACAAGACAAACUUAUUGGCCGUAUCUUAGAUGAGGAGCAAUACCAAAGGCAAGCAUUCACAGCCUUGCAGAUUAAGCAUGAUUACACUCACUGCCACAUCAUGCAGCAGAUCAGGCUGGUUGAGAAAGAACUGAAGCGACUGACCGAAGCUGAGCUCAAGAGAAGAGAUCUCAAAGUAAUGUCUGAAAUGGAAGCUUUGUCGAGGCACCGCGUAGAACUUGCAUACCUUCUGGCCCAGCUACUGGAUGACAAGGCCAUACGUGAGAAAGAACUGCAGAGCCAGAUAAAAGACAUGGAGGAUCGAAGGCAGGAGGAAAUGAUUGAUUUCUGGCUCCUGCAAUACCAGAGACUUUUGGACAGGAAACCUGAAGGAGUAUGUGCCAUGGAGAACCAGUUAGACCCACGCAUUUCAGACAUCUUAGAAACGGCCAAUGCCGAGCACUAUUCCACGUUGUUUGCAUCUAAGAAAGUUAGCUGGGAGGAUUUCACGUCUAUGAACCAGGAUGACUUUAGACGGUUGGGAAUUGCCUCCGAAGUAGUUAUCCAGACAUUGCUGAUGGCAGUAGAACAUUCUGUGAGUGCAUUUCGUUCCAAAGAAAUGCAACCCAGCGCACCCUCACCCGAAGAGGAGUCCUCUAAGUCAGCAGUUGCAAGCCCUGCUGCGUUGCCGCCAACUCACGAUCUCCGAUUAUGGUGCAGUUCAGAGUGUGUUGUGUGCUUUGAUGUCAAGACACUGCUGGUUUUUGCACCUUGUGGUCAUGUCUGCUGUUGCUUCGAGUGCAGCCUAGACGUCUCACUAUGUCCGCUUUGCAGAUCAAAUAUCGAGAGCAAAUUGUCCAUUCUGUGAUUCGUUGUACCCAUUUGACCUUUUCUCUGCUCCUGGCCCAUCAUGAUGUAGAUAUCUGUUGUGUGAACAAUUCAGCUUCAGAAUUGAGGAUUUUAUACUUUUAUUGUUUUCAUUUUAGAGAUCUAUCAUGUUUUUUUGUGACAGGCUGGAAUUGCAUUGCUAAGUGCCUAACUUUCCAACACUUUACUCUCUUCAGUGAGGACACAGCAAGCAGGUUUUAGUGCAUCUGCUUGCUUUUGUAAUAGGACUGAGAAUCAGUUGAAAAAGUUGUUAGUUUAAUGCAGGCAAAUGGUGCUCUCUUGGUUGUGAUACUACCUGUUACUUGGCCCUCAGAUUUGUGUGUGCAGUUCAGUAUAAGGAACUGCAGCAGAGUGGUGGCCUUGCUUGACGGCCUUGCUUUUUUGCACACCUUUCGGUCAUAUCCCUUUGACAAAUUAUCUAGUCACGAUUACGCACAUAUUUUCUUGGUAUGAAAAUGCAUGCUCACAUUACAUUUAAGCAAGCCUGAAAGCAAGCCUGAUAAGAAGGCUUGCAGUAUGCCAUUUGCAUUUCAGAUACUUGAUACUCAUUCUACUGUGCAUUGAAGGCCACAGGAACAAAUGACUUCGGACAUGAAUAGCAAUAUGUACAAACUGUCUGAAGUUGAGGGGCGUUUUAUUUAACGUAAAAGCUUCAGUGGCAAUAAGCAUUUUACGGCGUUGGCAGAAAACUAUGCAUAUUCAUGUCGCGGUCGGGGCAAAUGUAUGCCUAAGCUUUUUACCGUGUUCUUGGAGCUUUUGCUGAAUCUAUACAGUUUCUGGAAUGUUGCACAACAGCAUGUUUACCCUCUUAAAUACACAAUGAAUGAACCCGAUUGACCUGCUCGAUUGAGCUUCAACUACAGGAUGCUUCAUUCAGAUUGCUCAUUUACCUGCUAUAUACGAAUAAAACAUUUUAAGCCUGCAGUAGUCCUCUUGUGCUGACAUCAACAGUGAUCAAACUGCCAUUUGAAUUUUUGUAGCAGGUUCCGUAGCAGGCAAAACUUUGGGUUGGAGCAGUCACUGACGCUUUGGAGCAGAAGGCAACAUCUGUUAGCACAUCGCUUGAAAAUUAAAAAGUUAUUGUAUUACUA